GGAACGGAAAUCAACAGAGUGUGGUUUAUAACUGUCGUAAACAUCGAGUUCGAAGAAUUAGUGAUAGACGUCAAAGAAGUAAUGGAUCCGUCAAAAAUGAGCAAUCGUUUCAAACCACCGUUGAUGCCUCUGAGAACAGAAAUGGUUAUAGAACCAUUUGUGUUGUCUCUGACACCAAUGAUUCACACUAUAAUGCCGAAUGUACCAGUAAUAUUGAAUCCAGUCAACGGACUGGCAGCAAGGUAGUGACUGACUGUAAGACACGGCAGGGUGGGGGAAUUACGCCUCUGCAAGGGUCAAGGAAGGCGGCAAAUGGCACGGUUAUUAGUAGCAUAGUUCGGUCUAUGUCCCUAAGAGAAACUGCAAGGAGAGCUGGUGUUAAUGAGUCGAGUUGCCUGGGUGUUGGUCGUUGCAGUGAAGAAUCAGGCAAUGUGAUAGUUGACGAGGAAACAGGGGAUUGUGAAUCUAGUUCCAUGGCAAGUUAUGAAUACUCAAGCUGUGGAGUGUCACAAUGCGAGACAAGUAGUGAUGGUACAACUUCUGAAGAUUCUCGAAACUUUCCUAAUGCUAACACAGGCAAACCAAGUGAAGAAUCAGACUAUGAGAUGAUUGCCGAGGAAACAAGUGCUGGGGAAUCUAGAUCCAUGGCAAGUUCUGAAUACUCAAGCGAGACAUAUAGCGAUUGUACAGCUUCUGAACAUUCACGAAACAUUUCCAAUGCUAACACAGAGAAACCAAGUGAAGAAGAUGGCUAUGUGAUGAUUGACGGGGACACAAGGGCUGGGGAAUCUAGCUCAGGAGAACCAAGACCAAUCCUUCCAAACCGAGAAAGGUCCAUGAUCGUAACAGAUGUGAUGGAAGCGAUCAAAAAUUACUUUGAACCGAAGAUUAGUGAACUCAUGGACCUAGCAAGGCGACAAUCCAUGCUCAGUGAAAACCAAUCUCGAUCUAUUUACUGUACCCAAAAUCAUGGCUUUGAUGCUGAUGAUUCACCAAGCGAUGAAAGUAUAUAUUGUGAACCUUACUGCAAUCUUGCCAAUGGUAUAUCCCCUGAAUAUGAUCCAUAUGAAAAUCUUCAAGAAGUAAACGCGAAUGAUCAGCUCCCAGACAGCUCCGUUCCAGAUGAAUCACCCCCUCAAGGUGAUUACAAAUUUCCAACAGAUUGUUGUCAGAUAUCCACAACACAGAGAGAUCACCAAGUUCCAUUUACUGUAUCCACAACACAGAGAGAUCACCAAGUUCCAUUUACUGUAUCCACAACACAGAGAGAUCACCAAGUUCCAUUUAAUGUAUCCACAACACAGACAGAUCGCCAAAUUCCAGUUAAUGUAUGUACAACACAGGGUGAUCACCAAAUUCCAUUUAAUGUAUCCACAACACAGACAGAACACAAGGUCCGAUUAAUGUAUGUACAACAGGGAGAAAUGGCAAAGUUUCAUUUAAUGUAUCCACAGCACAGAGAGAUAACCAAGUUCCAGUUAAUGUAUCCACAACACAGAGAGAACCCCAAGUUCCAUUUAAUGUAUCCACAACACAGAAAGAUCACCAAGUUCCAGUUAAUGUAUCCACAACACAGAGAGAACACCAAAUUCCAUUUAAUGUAUCCACAACACAGAGAGACAACCAAGUUCCAGUGAAUGUAUGCACAACACAGAGGGAACCCCAAGUUCCAUUUAAUGUAUCCACAACACAGAAAGAUCACCAAGUUCCAGUUAAUGUAUUCACAACACAGAGAGAACACCAAAUUCCAUUUAAUGUAUCCACAACACAGAGAGACAACCAAGUUCCAGUGAAUGUAUCCACAACACAGAGAGAUCACCAAGUUCCAUUUAAUGUAUCCACAACACAGAGAGAUAACCAAGUUCCAGUUAAUGUAUCCACAACACAGACAGAUCACCAAGGUUCGUUUAAUGUACCCACAGCACAGAGAGAUAACCAAGUUCCAGUUAAUGUAUGCACAACACAGAGAGAUCACCAAGUUCCAUUUAAUGUAUCCACAACACAGACAGAUCACCAAAUUCCAUUUACUGUAUCUACAACACAGACAAGUCACCAAAUUCCAUUUACUGAAUCUACAACACACACAAGUCACCAAAUUCCAUUUAAUGUAUUCACAACACAGACAGAUCACCCACAUUCAGUUAAUGCAUGUAGAACACAGAGGGAACACCAAAUUCCAUUUAAUGUAUGUACAACGCGGAUAGAUUACCAAAUCCCAGCCGAUAGUUGUCAGUUAUCUACAUCACAAAGAGAUUACCAAGUUCCAUUUAAUGAUGAUGAUGACAUUUUUUCUUCUGUAUCUGCUGCUCCUGCUACUACUGCUGUUGCUUCUGGUGCUGAUGAUGUUUACAGUUGGUCAGAAUGUGAAAGAUUUCAAAUAUUGAUUAAGUUUAAGCUUAAAAACAAAUGGCGAACGAACAAACAUUCGGUCCAGGCAACGGUCAACACAGCAACAAUACUGCGAGAUUUAAAGAUGCAAUUUGAGCAAUAUUGUGGAUGCCCAGUUACUGUGGAAUAUUAUGUUUCAAAAUACGGACAUGUAAGAAAUAUGAGUAAAGUACAUGACUAUAACAAAAGUUUAUUGGAUUAUGGAAUGACUGCCGGCUCAACUUUGUGCUUUAAAAGUCUCCGUGUUGCGGCACCCAGCUACAGACCGUUAAUUUCAAAAUUUUCUAUGUUUGUCAACGACUUAGACGUCAUUUACUAGUAGACUGAACACAUAAACAAAUAAUUGUAUUCUUGUGCAAAUUACUUAAUGACUAUAUCUCGACCACUAAACCACACUUAAAGAUACAAUUUCAUAUUUUCUAAGAAAGUCAAAACAUAAUUAUUUCUAUGUCUUUUGCUCAAUAUGUUGUCAACUCACUAUUAUACGAUUAUAGGUGUCAUUCUCACACUUAAAACUCAUUUACACCGGAAAUAAUAACACAAUUACCUUCCAAUUACCUUUCUUGUUUUCUAUUCUUUACCAUGGAGUAGUUAUCUUCAAACGUUUGAAUUUGAAGAUGAAAAUGAUAUUUUUGCCAAUUUCUCAACUGGCAAUAGUGAAUUAUAGGAUUAAUAGGAUUAUUCUUUAACAAGGUAGGACUGUUUAAAGAUACCAUCUAUUUUAAGGCUUUAUUUUAAUAUAUUGUAAAAAUAUAACUUAAAAAUAUGAAAUUGCAACUUUAAGUUGUUUAAUGGUCUCGAGCUAAAGACAUUACGUAGUACGUGUAUAUUGAAACAACACUCGGCUAACGCCUCGUGCAGUAUCCAUAUAUUACAUAAUGUCUAGCUCUCGACCAUUAAACCAUACAUAAUAUUGGUUCGUGGCUCUUCCACGUCCUUACAUAAUGUAGAGAUCCAAAUAAAUUAUAUAUUAGAGACUGGCACAGUAAGAAUACUGGUCAAAUGUAGCCUUUGUUGAUAAUAUUUGUUGAAACUCGACACUUUUACUUUGUCUGAAGAAGUUAUGGCAUUUCGAAAUUAUGUUCAAUUGUCGGAUUUGGAUGAUGUUACUAUUAGGCUACUGCUGUUUGUAAAUUUCCCUUAAAGAUACAUUAUGGGAGAUUAGAUAAAGAGCUGGCAGUUUUCACUAUAAUAGUUAAAAACUAGAUAAUGUAAAGGGAAUUUGAUGAAAAUUUCGGUCUAAUUGAUCCACUCGAAUUUCGGGCCUAGCCUCGAUCAUCAUUACUAAAGCCGGUACGAUACAAUACAUAGUCUCGAUUAUCCAUUUCUUGAUUUAAUCAUGAAUGAGCGUAGAGCAGCAGAUCGGAUCCUAAUCCAGUAAAUAUCGCAGGCUAACGAUGGCACUCAGAGUUGAUUAUGCCCUGGAUAAGUUAAUUAAUGUCUAAUUAACAGUAUAGAUAACAUUUAAUGCCUAAAGAUGAUAUAUUUAUUCCCUAGUGUUUGUGAAAUUAGUAAGCACUUGCUCACAAUUCCUGUGGGAACUGCAGACUGUGAAAAAGGAUGUAGUAGACAAAAUAUUAUUUAAAAACCAGAGAGAGAGAGAGAGAGGGGGAGAGAGAGGGGAGAGAGAGAAAUAGGGCUUAACGUCCAAUCGACACAAACUUGGUCAUUUUUAUUUUAUUUCAAUAAUUCGCUUGCGCGUAGGGGUCUUUAGCAGUGGGAGGAAACCGGAGGACCCGGAGAAAACCCACGAGGUUGGACAGGCGACCCUACUCCUUAUCACGUACAACCGGGGAAUCGAAACCCCGCCAGUUGACUCAAUGACAGACCGUAUGAUACAGCGCGUGCGUGCUAACCAUUCCUCCCACUGCUAAAGACCCCUACGCGCAAGCGAAUGGUUGAAAUAAAGUUGAACCAUGUGUUAGUCCCGAAAUGACCUAGUUUGUGUCGAGUGGACGUUAAACCCCAUUUCUUUCUCUCGCUAACCAUUCGGCCACUCAACCCCCUAAACAAAUACACUGUGUAAUUUAAUGAUACUUAAUAUUGGGAAAGGAAAGUGGUUACCCAAGAUUUUGAAAAAGCUUUCAAAAAGUUCGCCUCUGGAAAGCAGAGAAGAAUUUUAUUACGUGUAAUAUCAUAUGUAUAUUGUAUGUAUUUAUGUAAAUAAAA
This is a messenger RNA of Patella vulgata (common limpet), 4557 nucleotides long. RefSeq lists its product as uncharacterized. The coding region runs from base 345 to 1637 and encodes 430 amino acids. The record is from RefSeq and is a predicted model, not a curated record. NCBI's taxonomy places the organism in Eukaryota, Metazoa, Mollusca, Gastropoda, Patellidae. The transcript has 4 exons.